Messenger RNA from Patiria miniata (bat star), 956 nucleotides. Its product is annotated as ficolin-3-like. The transcript is spliced from 5 exons. Lineage: Eukaryota; Metazoa; Echinodermata; Asteroidea; Valvatida; Asterinidae. Bases 66 to 956 code for a protein of 296 amino acids. The record is from RefSeq and is a predicted model, not a curated record.
UAGUUGACACUUGUAGGAGCAACUGACGGUUGUCUUUCGUCAAGCUCACGGUAUUCCGUGAGAAGAUGGCACCGCUGAUUCUGUGGUCAUUUCUUGCCUUUGGACUCGGGGUGUACAUGGGAGUUGUUGAGAGUCAGCUGAGGACUUGGUACUUCGGUCCGCCACCGAAGCCGCUUCCUGGUGAACAUUGGAUGCAAGCAGCCGCUCGAGAAAUACGUAAACGAUGCCCAGGGACACGAAGCUCGACUGAAGUCAGCGAUGAAGCCGAAGCCACACUUGCAGGCGAGAUUUCGACAACACCCUCAGGUCCCCGAUAUGCUGGUUGCAGCGAGAGUUUGGACAGCGGGACAGGAGGAACGGGUGUGGGUGUCGUCACUAUCUACCCAUCGCAAUAUCCAAACGGCACGACUGUUUACUGCAGACUAGAUUGGAUCUUGAUUCAGAGGCGCUACGACGGGUCGGUGAAUUUCACCCGUAGCUGGGCCGAGUACCGAGACGGCUUCGGUGAUCUGACGGGGGAGUUCUGGCUGGGCAACGAGAUAGUCCGCCAGCUGACCUCGGAAGGCACUUGGGAACUGCAGUUGGUUGUGAAAGAUGCAAGCCGUGGUAUAUCCUUUAUACCUCUUGGGGAGUUCCAGAUCGUAGGUGACAACUACGCACUCGGAUUGAAAGAUAUCUCUUUCGCUAACGUUCAAGUAGGCCAGUGGUUCUCAACCUACGAUCGCGACAAUGACGCCGAUGGCAACGCCAAUUGUGCCGCUCAGCUGAAGGGAGGCUGGUGGUUCACGACUUGUACUGGAGGAGUCGGGAAUGUGGAUCUCGUGCCGAUUAACCUGAAUGGGGAGUAUUCCUAUCCCGUCACCUACACGGGGCAAGAUUACCGCGGUGUGAGGUGGGCUGGCCUGGCUAAUGGCCAAAUAAUAUCUUGCGCACUUGAGAUUCGACCUACGCACUGA